Messenger RNA from Mugil cephalus (flathead mullet), 2793 nucleotides. RefSeq names its product alpha-N-acetylgalactosaminide alpha-2,6-sialyltransferase 1-like. The transcript has 12 exons. The record is from RefSeq and is a predicted model, not a curated record. Gene Ontology annotation, molecular function: sialyltransferase activity. Bases 510 to 1754 code for a protein of 414 amino acids. NCBI's taxonomy places the organism in Eukaryota, Metazoa, Chordata, Actinopteri, Mugiliformes, Mugilidae.
AUUGUAGUCGUGGCUGAUGUAGAAAACAACAUUGGUUCUAAUCUGCUUCUCAAAGUAGUAGUUGGAGUAUUUGCUGUAGUCUUCCGUCAUGAAUCCGUAUGCACUCACCUGAGGAGGACGGACAGAGACAAAGAAAACAUGGAGGACAGGGUACGGUAUAUAUUGCACUCACAGUCUGAGGACUCAACUCUCCUCGGCCACAAGGAGGAGUCAGUGUAACACAACAACAGAACCCGUGCUGACAAGACAGUUGGCUCCAAAACUGCUGAUCCAUACAUAAACAGAAAGGGUGAAGAGAACACGGUCAUGACAUCUUCAUCAUGUAAAUAACGUAAAGGUCCAGGGGAUGAACCAUCAGGACAGGAGAAAACAAACAACUAAAAGGCUUUACAACCCUGCCCACUUAUGUUAUCAAAUAGAUCAAGUUAGUGAAUUUCAGGAGUGAAAGACACUCCUGUCCAAAUACUUGACUCUGGUUCAUUGAACUAAAAAGGCUCCACUUCUCAGCGAUGGCAGUCCGAGUCACCAGGACAUUUUCUCUGUUAAGUGUGAUAUCACUUGGCAUUAUUCUUUUUUUUCUAUCAUGGGAAGGUUCAGAAACAAACUUCAGCUGGACAAGUUUGUCAGGGAACUGGACUCCACGUCCUGCCGUAUUAAUCCCACCACCCAUGAAAGCUUCUACAAAUGCACCUGCAGCUGAGACGCCAAUGCCCGUCCUCUCCAAGAAAUCCUUCAAGAAGCUUCCAAAGUGGGAUUUUGAGGAUGUUUAUAACCAGGAUGGCCGUCCUGGACAGAGAACCUGUCCCCAGUCUCUGAGAAACUCAAAGGAUGAGAGCUUCAAGAAGACUUUUCUUCCCAACAUACGUUUGUUUCUGCACAAAGACAACAUCAACAUGAGCGAAUGGAACCGACUUUCACAUUUUAACAAUCCUUUUGGUUUUAUGGAGUACAAGUACGACGAUGUGAUGACUUCAGUGAAGCUGAUUCCAAAGCCAACAGAGCCUCUGCUCCUUCCAAAACCAGGAGGUGAUGGCUGUGUGCGCUGUGCCGUGGUGGGUACCGCAGGAAUCCUCAAUGCAUCCAAAGCUGGUGCAGAGAUCGACUCUCAUGAUUAUGUUUUCCGGAUGAACGGGGCCUUGACCAAGGGUUUUGAGGAGGACGUAGGAAACAGAACAGAUGUGUACGUUCACACAGCCCACUCCAUCACCGCAUCGCGAUACUUGUUGAAGAAGUACGGCUACACGGGUGCCCCUCAUGAUGAGGGGAUAAAGUACGUCAUGAUUGCUGAAGGAUUGAAAGACUUCCGGUGGCUGGAGGGUCUUCUGAAAGGAGAAAGUGUCCGUGCCGGCCCGUACCGCAAAUCAGAGCCAAGACCAUACUACUCAGGGCAGUACAACGAGAGCCGCUUCUACGUUCUGCACCAAGACUUCCUCCGAUACGUACGAAACAGGUUCCUGUUGUCUCGUAAUCUGAAUGCUUCAUACUGGUGGACAGUCAGACCAACCAAUGGGGCUUUCACUCUUUUGCUGGCUCUGCACACCUGUGACAUAGUGAGUGCAUACGGGUUCAUGACGGAAGACCACAGCAAAUACUCCAACUACUACUAUGAGAAGUACAUUAAAACCAAGGUCAUUUUCUACAGCUACCACGACUAUAUUCUGGAGAAGAAUUUGUGGAAAAGUCUUCACGACAGGAAAAUACUUAAGCUAUAUCAGAAAUCUGACUCAGGGCCAGAAAAGCCGAAGCAACCUUAAUACAUCAAGAAUGGCAGCAAUGGAAUCCAGAAGUUAGGUCGUGUUUUCUUUGUUAACAUAUGUUUAGACAAAGCGAGGCUGUCACAUCACAUAUGGCAAAUUGUGUGGUUAGGGGGAAAAAAAAAAAAAAAUAGACAAAGCACUAGACAUCUUUGCCCCAGAACCAGUUUGUAUGUCAAGUUGUGAAGUGAAAAUAUAAUAACAGACCAGAUGUGAGGAAGUGGGAAAUGCAUGGCACUUUCUGAGUUUACACCUGGAUCUAUAUCAUUGUGUUGCACUUUCUGAGAGAAAUGCUGCCUAGUCAAUUUUAUUUGUCGGUCUUUUUGCCUUGCUGAUCCUUACUUGUUUAUUUUUGUUUGUGCCCCAGGCAAUGAUGUUUGUAUGCUAUUUAUAAGUAUUGAUGCCUGUCUUUAGGUUUUAGGUUUAGGUUAGGUGUCGUUGUAAGGGGGCGUUCAUGGGUCAAGUGGAAUUUUUAUAUGGUUUAUGAAGUACUGAAAUUGUGCCAAAAGGUAUGUGCCAAACUGGGGUUCCUGUUGUUCGUUCAAGUUAUUGGUACAUUUUUGUUUGUGGGUUUUCUAAUAUUUUUAUUUUUUUUUGGAACGUGUCAUUUUACCAACACCCAUAACUUUGAGUGUGGUUUAUAAAUAAAGAACGCAAACUCUUUAAUCAUCGUAGCCAUUGAAUAGAACUGUCUACAUCUUGCCUUUUUAUGGAAGUGGUUUUCACUUUUCAAGUGUUUAUACACAUUUACCUCCUCUUUGUCUCAUCGUCAUUCACAUGAAAUAACAAAGAAAUGUAUCAAAGAUAAUAAUACUCUUUAGAAAUAAGGCGCAUUGUUGUGAAGGAGAGAUUAUUAUUUAUAUGAGAUUAUUAUUUAUUAUUAUACAUUACUUUUUUUUCUGGUUUCUGAUUGAUGAGUUGGUGGGCUUUUAUGUUUGAAGUAAUAUGGUUAUAUGGCUAUAUGCAUGGUUGUUGUAAGACUGGUAAUAUUUGCAAUCAAGACGUUGAAGGAAUUUAAUAAAGAUGUUUUUGAAGACCA